AUGGACCCAAGUCAUUCUUCAUUACCAGAUGGAGUAGGAGCUUCGCUUCAAUCACCGGGGCUUCGCGAUGCUCAAGACGAUCCCCACUGCUCUCAUUUGACUGGGGAGGCUUCCGCUGUUAUUAACAAUCAUAAAGGAGGAGAUACUCCUUUAACUGGGGCCCAGCCAGCUGUAAAAGUUCUAUUAAGCACCGGGGAUGUGAUUAUCGAAUACGUUCCCCCAGACAGCUCUCCUGUUUCUCCUGGAAACGCUAGUCACCGUUGGCAGGUCUUAAGUGACGAUCUUAUGAGGAACAGUCCCUACUUUCGGGCCUUGCUUGACCCUAAUAAGUUCUCUGAAGGCAGGGAUUUCAUCCAACAGAAGGCGAUGUGGAGCCAGGGUACCACCACUGAGGGUGGAGAAUCUUUAUCUGAUGAUACUUCGAUCCAGUAUACCCUGCCAACAGUCAGGUUACCGGUGGAUCAUCUCCCGCAAAAGCUUGGGGUAGAUGCUAUCGAACUGUUCCUCCAAGUGCUAUCGUUCAACUCAUUCGAGGAAGAAGAGAAAGCCAAGUUCGGCGGGGAGCUCAGAAUUCAGCUUACCUCAUUAGUUGCUAGGUUAAUAGAGCUAGCUGAUUCCUUCAACUCUCCCUAUGUCAUCCGGGAAGCUUUAAAAAGGUCUGGGUAUGCAUUUGGGAAAGGAAGGAUUCCCCUGUCGAGGUUCGAUUCCUCGGCACUGAGAUUGAAUAUGGACGCAUGCGCUGAUCCUUACUGGGUCAAAGUUUUGGGUAAAUGGUGUGGAACCACCUACUUCACCUACCGUCCGCUGGCGGUAUCUUUCCGAUGGUCUAGAAGCGAAGAAAAGGAACUGGGAAGCGUGAUCUGA
Molecule: messenger RNA, 864 nt
Organism: Aspergillus oryzae RIB40
Lineage: Eukaryota; Fungi; Ascomycota; Eurotiomycetes; Eurotiales; Aspergillaceae
Exons: 3
Coding region: 1-864 (287 amino acids)
Source: RefSeq, a predicted model, not a curated record